ACCUGUUCUCUAGCACAGGGACAGAGACACCUGUCAGACACAGAAAGACUUCCCCUCUGCUCACACCAGCCACACUCAGAGGAACACGCUAUCACAGACUGAGCUGGGAGGACGUUGCUCUGCAGGAAAUAUAGUGAAAGCAGGUGGCCUGUGAAGAAAAGUGAACAAAGAAGAGGGAGAAGCCUCCAGAACAAGCAUGUCACAAGAGGGAGACAAAGCGACUGUGUUCCGUACCACCAAAGUGCGAACCAAGCUGAAGGAAGACGGCAGCUGGCUGCAGCGCCGCAGUGAACCUCAGCGUGAAGCCGCGGAGGAGAAACCAUGGUUAGCAGAGGUGAGGGCCGGCCGUCUUAACGGAAACCCUGUUGAGACCAGUCCAGAGCCGUCACCGACAAAACCCACUCCGCCGCCAGCCAAGACUGCCGCUGAGGGAGCACCAGCAUCAGGAUAUCUGAUCAGAGGCAUUUUCACUAAACUAGACAAGCCUGCUUCAACCCCAACAUCUAACGGCUUUAGCGGAACAACACAGUUCACCAAAAAACCCUCCGAGAGCUACAAGAAACUAGCCCCCUACUCUGUGAGGUCCACUUCAGAGAACCACGAGAGCCAGCUCAGCAAAGAGGAGCAAGAGAAACGGACGGAGGCAGCCAGCAGUGUUCUGAGGAAAUCUGCAGCCAGGCAGCGGUCUUAUGUGCUUUCUGCUGCUAAGAAAUAUGAGUCGAAAGAAGAAGCACCUGACACCUCGUCGGUCAACAGCAGUCCAUCAUUUGUGGCUAAAAGGGUGGAGAUUAGUGAUGAUGAUGAGAGUGCUGCCACUCCAGCACCUGCCAGCACUCCGCCCCCGUCUCCUGUCGUCCCCGUCACAUCUGUUGCCUCCGCGCCUCAGCCCAAGCCGCGGAAAAUACUCGACACCAGCGUGAAGGCAGCUCCCGACGUCGCUGCUAAUGAGCCGCCGGCACCGAAGGAGGAGGAGGAGGCCGCGCCAGAGCCCGUGGAAGACGACUCCCCUCCAGUGAGCGCUACAGAGAGAGACCCAUUUGAACACAUGACGCCAGGGUGCACCAAGGUGGCCACUCCUCUCCCUGAACUCGUCCCUGAAUAUGUUCAGGCAGUCCGUGCAGAGACAGAACCUGAGGAUUCAGGCGUUUCUGGGCAGGUUGACACACCUCUGGUUGAACUCGCCCCAGCGUUACCAACCCCGUUAUCACCUACCCCAACAUCCCCUGCCCCGGCUUCCACUGUCCCAGAAUCACCUGCUCCAGUCUCCAUUACUCCAGUGUCACCUGUCCCACUGUCACUGACUGAACCAGAACCAGAAGCACCUUCAAAGCCAAGCUCCAGUGUUUACUCGUUCUCCGCCUUGGCCUACGCUCUCACUUCUUUCGACACGGGUUCAACCAGCGUUAAGAAUGAUGAGCCAGAGCUGGCAGAGGAAGAGGGAAGCUCAGCGGACAGUCCCCCCACAGAGAACAGCGUUGAACAGGAGCCAACUCCGGAGCUCAGCAACUGCGUACCAAUGACAGACGAUCUCCUGGCUCUCACUGACGGUCCAGAGGCAUCGGCAGAGCCUGUUCCCCCCAGCCCAGGACGCUGGAGCCAGGAUCUGCUUAGCGGACUAGACAGUGAGUCAAACCCAGCAAAGACCAGUGGCGCCCUGGACCUCCUGGCCGAUGAUGUCAUUGUAAUCGACACAGAGGCACGCAGCGUCAGCAUGCAGCGAGAGGAGGAGAAACAGACAGAUGAGACAGCCAAAGAAACACAAAGCCCCACAGAGACAGUCACUAUAACCACCAAAACUGUGAUCAUUACUGACAAAAGCGAGGAGGACAGUGCGGAUCCCUGGAGCUCACACGCGACAACCACAGUUACUGAAUCAAGCUCGGCUGAUCCGUUUGAUCCAUAUCCGAUAGGGACCACAUCCCCUAACAGCUCCUCUGACCUGCUCCAGCCCCUCUCAGAUAUUUCCAUCAACAGUAUGAGCGGUAAUGCGUUGGAAUCCCUUGCAGACGAUGUCAUCCCUAUCAACACCGACACCACAAGCCUCAGCACUGGGCGCUCAUGGGCACGCUCAUGGGAAACCAGCACGCCUCAGCAGCCUGACACAGAAGAAAGCCAAGAAGCUCAGCCGGAACACCAAGACGCAGAUCAAAAGACGAUGGUCAUGUUUGAGAGAAAGUCCACUGAGAAUGACUCCCCAUGGGACAGGUGGACAUCACCCACUGUGUACACUGUCACCACAGGAGAGGAGGAGGAGGAGGAAGAAGAGGAGGAGGAGGAGGAAAGCCCCGAGGAUACGCAGACAGUCACAACCAUCACCACUAUCAGGGAGACACACAGUGAGCCAGAGCCUGCUAUGGAUCGGACUUUGACAGAAGACCAGCGUGUCGAAACACCAGAACCUGAGUCCAAAAGGGGGUUUGUGUAUUUGAAGGAGUAUGUCAAUGCAACCGAGCUGUCCUUGCAUAACGCCCAAGACACAAAUGAUGGUGCAUCAAGUUAUUUUCCAUCGAGCUCCACCAGUUACUCUUACAGCAGCCCAUCCUCUUUCUCCAGUGGCUCGCUGUCAUCCACCUGCACGUACUGUGGAGAGAUGGUGGGCAACGAUGCCAAGAUCUCCAUCGAGCACCUCAAUAUCAACUGCCACCCCGCCUGCUUCAGGUGCGGUGUGUGUACUAAGCCAAUGGGAGACCUUCUCGACAGUAUGUUCCUGCACGGUGGGAAAGUCAACUGCGAGAGCUGCUACUCCAAAGCCUUCGAGUGAUUAUUGAAGCUCCUCAGCAGCCUCUUAUCCCCGUCCCCUUCCCUUCAUGUUCAUUUGCAUAUAAAGUGAGAACUGGCCUUUCACAAAGUUUGGCCCGUGUUCGGUUUGAACUUAGGAAUGAUGUGGUUUAGGGUGAUCAAAGAGGCAUGUUAUAGCGAACAAUAUGAUUACUUGAUUCUUACAUUACUUUAAAUUUCUAAUUUCUCGAACAUCUUAUGCAAGCUUUUGUUGUUGCUUUUUUUUCUGCUGGUGAAAGCUGUUUCUGCCUCAGUGAAAACUAUGAAGGAUGUCUGUACAGCAGCUGAACAGAAUAAUGCUGGGGUACAAUUGCGGGCUACAAUAUUAUCAUUUAGCAACAUCAGUUAUGCAAGAAAAUGACUUUAUUAAAAAAAAUGUUCUUUUGAUCUUCUUGGUACAAAAUAGUGUGUUCACAUGUAUGAUGCUUUGUUAGGAAAAUAAAAUGAUUUCUAUGA
Messenger RNA from Chelmon rostratus (copperband butterflyfish), 3234 nucleotides. It is a transcript of the gene znf185, whose product is annotated as zinc finger protein 185 with LIM domain. The record is from RefSeq and is a predicted model, not a curated record. Lineage: Eukaryota; Metazoa; Chordata; Actinopteri; Chaetodontiformes; Chaetodontidae. The transcript has 33 exons. The coding region runs from base 197 to 2761 and encodes 854 amino acids.